UAGAACCUGGCAACCAUAGAGUAAACGACAGGGCGCUUAAACUGGUUUGCCUGAAUUUGAAUACGAACGUAGAGUUUCGUUACCCUGCAGGCAAAUAGAAGAGCUAAGAAGAAGUUAAUCUUUCGUCUGGUGACAGAAAUGGGCCACAAAGUGUUCUGCAUACUCUGUCGACGGUCCGAAGAGACGAAGAUAACGGGACCUUUAUCGACCAAGGAGGGAGUCACGGCUCACCAGAACUGUUUGCUUUAUUCAUCUGGAAUUUAUUGCACGGAAUCUCCACAGGAAGACGACCUGUUUGGUUUCUCUGUUGACGAUGUGAAGGAUGAGGUGACUCGUGGCAGAAAGCUGAAAUGUUCCAAAUGUACAAAGAGAGGUGCAACUGCUGGUUGUGAGAACAGGCGCUGCAAGAAAUCCUACCACUACCCAUGUGCUGUUGAGGUUGGAGCUAAAAUUGUUGAGGAGAAAGACAAGGGGGAAUACGGUCUGUUCUGCCCUAAGCAUCUUAAAUCACAGGAAAACAACGGUCCUGUGAAUGGACAUACAUCUACCCAUACAAAGCACGCAGCUCCCAGAAAUCCCAGUGAAGCUGGACCAUCAAAGGUAUACUGCCUCACUUGUGAGAGGAAAGAAGGAAAGAUCAGCUUGGAUAGUUUGUCCACUAACAUAAUGUUGUACUGUGACAAACAUGCUCCUUCAUCACAUAAGAUCACCAAUGGAGAUUAUGCAACAGCUGGGCCAUCCAGGUACAGAACUGAAAGCAACUCAUCCGGCGGCAAUUCCUCUAAGAGGCUAUUCAGUUCAGAUGACGAUGAGGAAGUCCGUGCCCCUACGCGUAAAGCCAAAAGAAUAAUAAUAGAAGAUUCUUUAACUAUAGAUGAGAUUCUACCUUCAGAUAUGGAGAUAUUCGCCCCUAUAGAGAGCUCUCAAUUUGAUGAAAGUGUAAACUCUGCUCAGGACUGUGAAACUGUGCCGCAGCUGACCAGAAACGACACUGAGAGUCACACAGGGUCCGGCUCAGGACAUCAGCUGCAGGACGAGAGCAGAGAUGAUGAUGAUGAUGAGGAUGAUGAGGAUGAUGAGGAUGAUGAUGAGGAUGAGGGUAAAGAUGAGACAUCCAUAGACUCAGAUGCUGAGUCAGAGAGUCUGCUGCUUCCUGUGGAGAUCUGCGUGGAGUCUCAGUCACAGUCACUCACAGCCACGACUCCUGAACCCUACAGUCUGACUGAGACCUCUCCAGUGGAGACGGGACAGAGAGGUAAAGAGUUCAGUCAUGAGCAGAGUCCUGCUCACAGUCCUGAUAGACAAACAGCUGAGCCCUCUGUGCCGCUGCAAAGCCACACUGUGUCCCCUGCUCCACCUGAUGGCUCCAAACCUGACAAUGCUACCACCUCACCUCCACAUCCCAGGUCAGCCAUUUCCCCAGUGCCACCUGAACCCAUAUACAUAUCCCUUGUUUCCCCUACUCCCUCGCCUGGAGCUCCUACCUCCAACCCAGAGCCCAACCCAGAGCCCAACAUCGACUCUGCCAGCUUCUGGAAAAGCUGCAACGCUGCCGGAUGCACCCAAGCCAUCUUCACCGAUUUCAUUAAGGAGCUGAACGAUAUGUCUGACAGAAUUGAGUCGGACCAGGCCAGCCAGAAUGAUUAUGACUGUGCACUAAAAGUGAUGUCUUCCUCUGGAAAACUUGAAAAGCUGGUGACAAAGCAGCAGAAAGAGUUGCAAAGAAAAAAAAUGGAGCUGGAGAAGGCAGCAGCAGCUAUGUCAGAGGCCGUUUCAGCACUGAAGAGAUGAGUCCAUCAGCAGUUGAUAUAUGACGUGUUAACAAAGUUUACAGUUUAUCAUCUUUUCUUCUGCUGUGUUUGUUUUAUGGUUUAUUGUUUGCAUAUAGCCUUAUGAGGCUUUUAAUACAAGGCAUAUUUAUAGUUUUAUAAUGAUACCGACUUCAUAUUUAAGAAGGAAAGGAUUGGAAGUGGAAAUAAAUUCGUAAGUAUUGAUAAUAACUGAGCAAUUUGACAUUGAAAACAUUGAAAUUUGACAACAUAAUCUCACAUUUCAGCCAGAAGAAGUCAGUUGUGAACAGUGACUAAUGUAUCACAAAAAUAUGUUAGAUCAUGACUGAGACAUCUUGACUGGAAAAAAAAACCAAUCAAAACUGCACUGAUAUCAGAAUUUAAGCUAAAGAAGAAAAAAUGUGUCCAGUUAAUGUUUCAUAUCGAAGGCUACAAGAUGUAGCACACUGCCUUAAUUAAUGACAUAGUGAAAUAGUGGACAUAUGUUAGAUUAUUUGAAUGUUUUUCAAAGACUGACCAUACAAAACCUACACUUUUUUUAUAUUUAUAAAUUUUUAUAUGUGUUUCUGACUGUCAGAGUAAGGCGAUGUUUGCAGGUGUUGGAGGGGUUAUGAUGUCUGAUGUUGAACUCCACACAAAGCUUUGUCAUCUGAUUUGCUACUAAUGAAGCUUUUCAAUAACUAACGUCUUCUGAAGCAUAACUAUUCGUUCAUUGAAAACCAGUCUUAUCAAAAUUUAAGUUUAUCGUCAAAAAAGGACAGAACUGCUGAAAUAUUCCUUCAAUGCAGUGUAAACAGGAAAAAUACAAAAGAUGUGAAAACAUGUGAGUGAAUGUUGCUGAUUUUUAAGUUCUUUCCUGAGACAAUAAACACCAUUUUUGAGACAAAUUG
Notolabrus celidotus (New Zealand spotty) is the source of this 2680-nucleotide messenger RNA. It is a transcript of the gene phf11, whose product is annotated as PHD finger protein 11. The record is from RefSeq and is a predicted model, not a curated record. Lineage: Eukaryota; Metazoa; Chordata; Actinopteri; Labriformes; Labridae. Gene Ontology annotation, cellular component: nucleus. The transcript is spliced from 18 exons. The coding region runs from base 139 to 1791 and encodes 550 amino acids. Gene Ontology annotation, molecular function: histone deacetylase binding; histone binding.